AUGUCUUCCUCGCCACCAUCUCAGUGGAAUUUCCCUGAGGCACUCGCUGAAUUUCAAAGACUAUACACCCUCGACCAGGUUACCCUUCAUCGUAACCUUACGACAUGGGCUGCAGAGGGUUUGAGAUACUUCCAGGAGCAUAAUGAUCUCCGCCAACAAGUUCAGACUCUUCAACAAGAGCUUAACCUCGCCCAGAAUACAUCAGCAAACUCUGCUAUUCCUCAGGGCGCAGCGCCUAUGCCCUGGGCGCCAGGCACGCCAGGCACCGCCAGGGCAGAGUGCUCGUACCAGGCGUCACCAGGGUUGAGCGCUCGCGCCAGGUGGCGCCACAGCAGGGUGCUCGCGCCAGGCGUCGCCAGGGCAGACUACUCAUGCGAGGCGUCGCCACAGCAGGGUGCUCGCGCCAGGCGUCGCCACAGCAGGGUGCUCGCGCCAGGCGAUGCUAGCAUCCGUGCCCGAUGCCCCCAGAGCAGUAUGUUCUCUGUCUGGCAGCACCAGGGCGCAUAA
Morchella sextelata is the source of this 507-nucleotide messenger RNA. RefSeq lists its product as uncharacterized. The record is from RefSeq and is a predicted model, not a curated record. The transcript has a single exon. Lineage: Eukaryota; Fungi; Ascomycota; Pezizomycetes; Pezizales; Morchellaceae. The coding region runs from base 1 to 507 and encodes 168 amino acids.